AUGAACUCUCUUCAUAUUGAAUAUGAUCCCCGGGUGAUCAAUUUCAGGCAACUUUUGGAGGUCUUCUGGUCUAGCCAUGACUCUAGGCAAGUCUUUAGUCAAGGCCCUGAUGUUGGCAACCAAUAUAGAGUCAAGAUUGGCUGUAGUGAGCAAAGAGAGAGAGAGCAAGCUAAGUCGAGGGGUAGAAUUGUAACUACACAAAUUCAACAGCUUGAAAACUUUUAUCCUGCAGAACCUGAACACCAGAAAUUUGAGCUAAAACGAAACCUAUUCCUUGUUCAAGUGAUUGGAAAUUUGGUGGAAGAAGAAUUGGAGAAAUCAAGAUUGGCAGCAAAGCUAAACGGGUAUGCAUCAGAGUUAUGUCCAUCAAGAAUCCAAACCCGAAUCGAUGGAAAACUUAAUGAAAUUAUCAGAAAAUGGUGUCCAAUUUUAAGACAAGUGUAG
This is a messenger RNA of Lactuca saligna, 444 nucleotides long. NCBI's taxonomy places the organism in Eukaryota, Viridiplantae, Streptophyta, Magnoliopsida, Asterales, Asteraceae. The record is from the annotation of a GenBank genome assembly.